GUUUCCUCCCGCUGGUUGACAAAAGGGAAGAUGUUAUCUGUCAGCUGGAGCAACGGAUUGCCAGACUUGAAGGAGUCCUCCAUUUGGAAAAGAUGAUGAUAGCAUCGGGAGGAAAAGUGUUUGCUACCAAUGGGAAAAAGGCUGAUUUCCAUACUGCACUGAAAGAAUGUGAAGAGGCUGGAGGGUCUAUUGCCACUCCGAGGAACCCAGGCGAGAACGAUGCUGUUCUGUACUUUGUGAAACGUUUUAAUACCUAUGCCUACCUGGGCAUAAAAGAAUCUGCAAUUCCAGGCAAAUUCCAGUUCGUGGAUGGUACCCAACUGAGCUAUACUAACUGGCAUUCAAAAGAACCUUCUGGCAAAGGGGAAGAGGAAUGUGUGGAGAUGUACACUGAUGGCACUUGGAAUGACAAGAGAUGCAACCAGAAUCGCCUUGUUGUCUGUCAGUUUUAG
Molecule: messenger RNA, 452 nt
Organism: Eurypyga helias (sunbittern)
Lineage: Eukaryota; Metazoa; Chordata; Aves; Eurypygiformes; Eurypygidae
Product: pulmonary surfactant-associated protein A-like
Exons: 2
Source: RefSeq, a predicted model, not a curated record